AUGUCGCUGAUCCCCGUGUACCUGUUUGUGGACGACUCCAACUUCUGGAUUGAGGGCCAAAAGGCGUGUGCGCACUCGCUCGGCCUUAAGGAACCCCGCGACGUGCGGUUUCGCAUCCACCUGGAGAACCUGAUUGCGUUUGUGACGGUCAAGUACGGGCCCAUUAAAGGCGCCCACCUAUUUGCCUCCGAGGCCUUCAAUAGCGAUGGCGUCUGGCGCAAGGCCAAGGAGGUCAAGUUCAAGGUGCACAACUUCUCCCGCUCCCUGCGCGGCAAGGAGAAGGAGGUGGACCAGGCCGUAUGCGUGGAGCUGGCCUUUCAGGCGGCCGUGACGCGCGAGCGCCAUGAGGAGGCGUCCUUUGUCAUUGUCACCGGCGACCGCGACAUGAUGCCCGCCGUGCAUAAGGCCCUGUCCUGCGGCAUCCACGUGCACCUGCUCGCCUUCUCCUCGGGCCUGGCUGAUCAGUACAAGCACCUCGACAAAAACCACAACCUCUUUCAUAUUACCCUCAUGGAUGAGUAUCUGUUUGAGGUUGGCUACGUCGACCACGGCUCCACCCGUAGCGUCAUCGAUAAGCGCCACGCCGUUGUCAUUGCCUCCUUCAACCCGCCGCUCACGGGCGCCAACGCCAAGAUAUCGCCCACCAGCCGCGACGAGGACUCACCGCCGCCCCAGCCCGCCAACAAGUGCCCCACCACCGUGCGCCAGGUGACGCGCGUGCUGGAUACCCUGCACCAGAUGUACUUUAUCCACGUCGCCGGCGGCGGCUCCGCCAUGAUUGUGGAGUUCCCCAAGGCCAAGCUCGACAUCAUCAUCCCGCGCGCGCGCGAUGCCCUGGAGAAGAAAGGCUACACGGGCGUGGAGGUGUACUCGUAUGCGCUGUGGAAGGGCCAACAACAGCAACAGAAGUUGAAGGUCGAUGAGCAGCGCAAGAAGAAGGAGCAGCACCUGACCAACCAGCCGUUUGCUGCGCUGCAGGUGGAGGACCCAGACACCACCACCACCACCAGCGACCACGAUGCUGAUGAAGACGAUGAUGACGAUGAGCACGACGCUGCCAACACUAGUGUUGCGAUGCAUGACGGCGCUGUGGUUGCCGCUGUCACGGAGAAUAGGCACGCCGCAAGCGCUAACCAGCACCACCACGACGACCUCUAUCCGCUGUAUGAUGUCGAAUACCACAAUUACCAACAGCAGCAGGUGGAUGAGCAAGAUCAGCACCAGCAGCAUGAUGAUGCGGAGGCUGCCGACAAGAAGAAGAAGAAGAAGAAGAAGCGCAAGAGGAACAGGAAGAAGAAGCAGGACCAGGAGAACGGCCACGACAACAGCAACGGCGACAACCACGGCGACGAGCAAAGUGAGCAGCAGGAUGCGCAGACGCAGCAGGAGCGUGACGACCACGCCAUUGCAGCGGCCGCGUCACGCGCGUGGAACGACAGCCCCGCCGCCGGCGACGGAUAUCUUGGCCUGGGCAUGAACGGCUUUGGUGCGGCCUCGGACGUGUUUGCCAACCACGAUGGCAGCGGCCGGAGCAGCAACAACAGCAGCGGCAACAGCGGUGGCGGCGGUGGUGGCGCUCUGUUUGACGACUUUAUUGGCGCGUACGGCACGGCCGACACAGGUGCUGUUGGAAACUACGACGCCUUCCACGACUCAACGGCCACCACCAGCAACCGCCUGAGCAGCAGCGGCAACAGCAACAGCAGUGGCAUCGGCACGUCAACGACCGCACCACCACCACCACCACCAGCAACGACGGCGGCGGUGGUUGAUCCGUGGGGCGACACGCAGGCAACUGCGCUCAGCAGCGGUGUGCAGCACACGAACAUGCACACGAGCAACACGACCACGGCUUCCGCUGGCACCAACCCGACGCCGCCGCCGCCAGGCCUGGUCACGCCGCAGCGCAUGGCACACCAGCACCAGCAGCAUCAGCAGCAGCAGCAUCAAGGCGCUGAAGAUGAGCUGCUGCACGACGACGCUGCCAUCAACCACUCGCAGGCCCAAGUCAAUCACCAGCAGCACCAGCACCAGCAGUCAAGUGGCACAUCCCUGCUGUCGUUCCUCAACAACCACCAGCACCAGCAGCAGCAGCAGCAGCAGCCCCUGGAUACGCUGAUGGAGAAGCUGGCUGCGAUGCAGGGCGGUGUGUCGCUCUCACAGCAACAGCAGCAACAGCAACAGAUGCAGCAGCUGGAGAAGAAGGCACAGGAGCUGCUGGGCGUGCUGAAGAUGGUUCAGAGCAUGGAGCAGCAACUGCAGCAACAGCAGCAGCGGCAACAACAGGCCCAGCAGCAGCCGUCGCUGCAACAACAGGCUGAGCAGCUUCAGAAGCAGUUUCAGCUGCAAAGCAUGCGCCAGGACGCCGAGCAGCAGCUGCAACAGCUCCAACAGCAGGUGCUGCAGUAUCAGCAACAGCAGCAGCAGCAGCAGCAGCAGCAGCAGCAGCAGGCGUUUACUUCCGCCGCAACAUCCAUGGCUCCGAGCAGCAGUGUCGCUGGUAUGGGACUGUCCAUGCAGCCGCAGCAGCACCAGCAGCAGCAACAGUACCAGCAGAACUUGUUCGGUAUCACCACCAGCAGCAGCAGCAGCACGGCUGCCGACAGCAUGGGCUUCUCGCCCUCCCUCUGGUCCGGCCAACAACAGCAGGCAGGUGGGCUGCAGGGCUUCAUGUCCCAGCAUGGGCUGGUCGGCACGAGCAGCCACGGCACGAGCCCCUAUGCCCGCAUGAACGGCACGACGCCAACGCCGCCACCGCCGCCACUGGUUGACUCGCGCGCCUUUCCUGGUCAGCCACUCCCCGCUGCCUCAGCCACCACCACCAGCACGCAUGCAACGGCGCCAGCACCACCGCCACCGGCCACGGCCAACGCCGCACUCAGCGCCAGCGGCGCCACGAACAACAACAGCAGUUACAGCAGCGGUGGUGGUGGUGGGCGUGACUUUGUUCCUUUCCGUCUUGGCGGCGGCGGCGACCAGGACAUGUAUGGGCGAAGUGAUGGCCGCGACAUGCAGGACGACACACCUGACUGGGGGAUCAGUGACGGUGAUGACGACACGACGUGGCCGUCACUCGGCGGCGCUGGUGGUGGCAACGGCGCCCGCACGAAGAACAACGCAGCAACAGCAGGUGGUGGUGGUUCGCUCGACUACCGCGCCAUGGCGGCCACGCCAGCCACUGGUGGGCAGCAGGGCAAGGCCACCAACAACAACAACAACAACAGCGGCAGCACUGGCACUGGCACUGGCACUGUUGGUGACGCCACGGCCAGCAAGAGCAGCAAGAACAAGAAGAAGAACAAGAAGAAGAACAAGGCCAAGGCCGGGAGCGCCGCGAAUGACAUGGCAGCGCGGCUUGGUGACGAGUUUGAUGAGUUUGGAAUCCGUCGACAGAAGAGCAGCGACUGGCACGAGGUGUUGCGGGGCGAGUCGACAGACGACAAGCUUGCCCGCAGCCGCAAGUACAAGGACCCCUGCCGCUAUGGCAUACACUGCAGCAACGCCGCCCAGUGCACGUACAAGCACACGCCGUGGGAGGUGGCCAUGUUCAAGCGGUUUCCUAACCACAAGUUUCUGUUGUACAAGAGCAGCCGGUGUAUCAAUGAGCGCCCGCACAACCCGGCGGACUGCCUGUUCUCGCACGGGCUUGAGAACGACGAUAUGGAAUGGUGCGUCUCCUGCAAGCAAGAGGGGCAUCUCACCAACAACUGCCCUUACACCCGCAAGAAGUGA
This is a messenger RNA of Salpingoeca rosetta, 3732 nucleotides long. RefSeq lists its product as uncharacterized. Bases 1 to 3732 code for a protein of 1243 amino acids. The record is from RefSeq and is a predicted model, not a curated record. The transcript has a single exon. NCBI's taxonomy places the organism in Eukaryota, Choanoflagellata, Craspedida, Salpingoecidae. Gene Ontology annotation, molecular function: nucleic acid binding; RNA nuclease activity; zinc ion binding.